ACUCCGAGCUUGUCCUCGGCGGCGAGAAGGAGGGCGCAGAGGGUCAGCUGCGACCCGGCCAGAGCAGGAGCUGCGGGAAGACCCUGGAGAGCAGGGCUGGGAGUGGGGAGCUGGCAGUGUGGGGCCAAGAAAAAGGGUUAGGGCGGAAAGCCAGAGUCAGAGGCAGAGAGGGAAGCAUCUGGGGUCGGGGGAAGGGUUCCCGGAGAGUGAGGCAGGGGAAUGGAGGGAGUAGGGGUCUGGGGAAAGUGAGGAUUUUGAAGUGAGAGAGUCCGCUUGGGCUGGGCGUGGAGGGCUGAGGGUGGAGUGGGGCUGAGGGACAAGGUGGAUUAAGGUGCUGGUGGGGAAGGACUAGGGCUUCCAGGAGGGUCUGAAGGCGGGGGUGGAGGUCGGACAGCACAGGUGAGGGGUCUGCAGGUAGAGCUGGCUUUGGAGGGCUGGGAGCGUGGACCGGGGCUGAGCGGGCGCGCGUGCAGGUCGGAGCCGGCAGUCCAGAGCCCGUGCACACCGCUGAUGAACCCCUUCUGGCUGGAGAACGUGACAGUCAGCGAAUCCAGCCGGCAACUUCUCACCAUGCAUGGGACGUUUGUGAUUCUGCUGCCGCUCAGCCUCAUCCUGAUGGUUUUUGGGGGGAUGACAGGGUUUCUGAGCUUCCUCCUCCGAGCCUACCUCCUCCUUCUGCUCACUGGAACUCUCUUCCUCUUUGGAGCCAUGGUGACCCUCGCUGGGAUCAGCAUCUACAUAGCAUAUUCAGCCGCCGCCUUCCAGGAGGCUCUGUGUCUCCUGGAGGAGAAGGCCCUCCUGGACCAGGUGGACAUCCACUUCGGCUGGUCCCUGGCCCUGGGUUGGAUCAGCUUCAUCGCGGAGCUGCUCACGGGGGGGGCCUUCCUGGCAGCAGCCCGCGAGCUCAGCCUAAGACGGAGGCAGGACCAGGCCAUAUGAGCCUGGGCGCUGGAUCAUGAAGGGGAGGGAGGGGUUUGGCCCCGGAGCUUCAUGGGCCCAUCUUCAUGGGCUGCAGCCUCCUCUUCCUCAAAGGCCACUCGGGGAGGCCAGGCACCCCCUCGUCCCCCACAAAUCCCCGCGGACUAAGCUUGGGGCCUGGCUGUUAUCCUAGUGCCUGUGUGCUCAUGUCCGUGUGUGUCCGUGUGGCCUGGAGGAGCCUGAGGGAGUGCCAAAUCUCUUUACAAGAAAUAAAAACGAUCCUUUAAUCACA
Rhinopithecus roxellana (golden snub-nosed monkey) is the source of this 1210-nucleotide messenger RNA. It is a transcript of the gene TMEM114, whose product is annotated as transmembrane protein 114. NCBI's taxonomy places the organism in Eukaryota, Metazoa, Chordata, Mammalia, Primates, Cercopithecidae. Bases 511 to 939 code for a protein of 142 amino acids. The record is from RefSeq and is a predicted model, not a curated record. Gene Ontology annotation, cellular component: apical plasma membrane. The transcript is spliced from 4 exons.